GCGUAUGCAUUUUUUAAACAGCCUCUCAGUUGUCGAAUAGUUCCCGUCAAGGUUCAAUCGACCGUUUUCGUCACGGUCGAAGGAGGUGACGAAUGGACGAAUAGCUGUCUCCAAGCCCCAAAAACACCGCAAAAUUGUAUUCAAGAUAAUUGCAAGAGGGUACCGUAAUUAGAUUCUGCAAAGAGCCCAAUAGUGAAGUGAACUGAGGAAACCUACCUAACAAGCCAAACGGCUUCCAAGGAUUCCUUAGACUGUCCUUCAUUAAAUAGAAGGUCUUCGUGGUCACAAAACUGCUUAUGGUUCAUCUUCAAGAAGCUUUGCUGGAGAGCUUAAUCGUCGCGAUCAGCUUUACACCAACGGAUAAACUGGAGCCUGGGAGCGUUUCAAUUGUCUUUGGCUUAUUUUUGCGAGAUAGCGGUUAUUUCUUCUGUUUCCUUUGAAAUUUGGCGCGGGAAAUCGGUGUUCGAUCUUCCAAAAGUGAUCCCCUCACGCAAGCCAGACGUGACAAUCGCUGUGUUGUCGAAAGGGCGCGCGUGGGAAAGUGUUGUUUCCAUGCCUAAAGAUGCUGAAAUAAUCAAUGGCUUUCAGGUAACCUUAACUCGUUUCUCCUAUGGAGUUUGUAAGCAAUCCGCAGGUGGAAAUUAGAUUUCGCAAAACAAGGCCUUUCCCACGUGUUGUCAAUUCGUUCAAUCGUCUCCAAAAUGUAUUUAUGGGAAUACUACCUUCCUCAAGAAGAGUAGCAUAUAACGUUGAAGCUACCUGGAAGGCUGAGAAAAACCCAACUUUUUUGGCUCAAGCCAAAGAGAAUCAAGGAUCAGUAAACUUGUAUCCUAACGAAGAAAGUGGGUCGCAUGCACAGAAAAGGGAUGCUGACUGCUCACAAAAUGAUUCCAUCACCGAGUCCCAAAGUGGCACGAAAGCCAUCGGAAGGGAUGACGAUAUGCCGUCACAACUGGCCCGUGCUAAAUUAGCCGACCAUGAUCGAUUGAACCCAAAAAAGGUAUUUUCCUCGCAAGCUUUAAACAGUGCUGUUCAAGAACUGAACAAGGCUAUGGAUUAUCACCAAAAUGACAACAUUGUUAAUGCCCGGAAAAUUAUAAAACGGCUUUUCGAAAAUAUGUCGAGAAAUCAAGCAUGGUUUAAGUUUUCGACUAAGUAUGCCUUGCAUGUACUACUUCGUGGAAGAGAAAUCUUUCUGGAGGAGGGCGUAAGUUGCUCGAUAAAACACGGAACUUUACUUCUGGAUUCAAGUACGCGUGGAGCACCGCUUUACUUCGGAUUACUGAACGUCUUGGCAGCAUUUGCAUUGCUGAUUUCAGAGUUUGAGAUCGCCGAAAAAACGUUUGACCUGCUGAUCAAACUUCAUGGGCAGUCAAGCACUACAAGUCUAUCGGAAGACCUUGGUGCUACUCAUAACAACAAGGGGUGUGUUCUCCUGGUUUUUGGCCAUUUACGGGAGGCAGAAAAAGCGUUUGAAACUUCACUUGGGUACUUUGGUAACUCAAACAGAUCUUCAGUCGCUAAACAAGUUUUUGUCGUAAAAAGCAACAUGAGUCGCCUAAAUCUGGAUUUUAAAAAGUAUCGUCGAGCCCUUGAGCUACAAAUGGAAUUGGUAGAGAAAUGCGAAGCCACAGAAAUGAAGGAUCUACCAUAUGCAUUUGAAACGGUAUUCACAGUAAUGAAUAAUCAAGCCGUGUUGCAUACUACUCUUGAAAACUUCAGCGGAGCAGAACAUGCUUUGAGAUGGCUAAUAACCUAUUGUAAAGAUAGGAAGAGAAAAGACUCAGAAUAUCUUGUAAAUUUCCUUCAUCUGCAUCUUUCUGAAGUGCUUCUACUUCACGGAAAAUCCAAGGAGGCUAAUGAAGUGUUCAGUAUUGAAACCUUGAAAACAUUCGAGGACAUUGUGAACAGAUUUGAAGAUCUUUACUUUAAUGUUGGACUGGAGGCCCUUGAAAAGUUAAUAGAGCUCUUCGUCCGUAGAGGAAAGAUGAAAGCUGCCCUUCAGCACGUACAAACAUCUGUGAAAAUCCUGAAAAUUGUGUUUGGACCUGACCAUUUUAACAUUGCUUCCCUGUUGUGCAAACAGGGCAAAAUUUUGAGUCUUAUGGGAGAAGUUUCUCAAGCCACUAAAAUGUUCAAAUUUUCCAUCGAAAUCCUGCGAAAAAUCUUUGGCGAGAAGAAUCCUCUCCUCCUCAAGUGCUAUAUGUCUCUUGGUUAUAUGAAAUGGAGAAUUAAUCAAGAAGAGUCCCACCUUUUCUUUCAAAGAGCCACUGAGAACAUAGAGGGCAUUUACCAAGUGUCAUUUGUGAAUGAGUUGGCAAUGAAGUACCUGGAAAUGAUUCGAGAUUUCAAAACCCUUCAAAGACCGAGUACAUCUGAAGAUAGACUAGAAGGUCUAGUUGCAGAGUAUGGGAUGGCAGUGGCCUUCUUAUUAAAUCACCACAGCAACCGUCACUUAACAGAAUGCAGAGCCGAUAGAAAACUUACCACUGUGAAGAACACGGAAGGACAGGUUUCAGAGUCGAUAGUUUCUUUGAGAUAUUCAUCCGAUUUCAUUAAGAGUGGACAAAAGUUUCUCUGUCUUGGAAUGACAAAUGAAGCUGCCGUCUUUUUCCGACAAGCAGAGUUGCAAUGUGGAGUACAUGUAAUCCACAGUAAACCUGGCCUGAGUGUCGCCCGCCUAUACAGUUUAUUCCUAAAGGAAAAGUUUGGAGGUCACGGAUUCCUGAAGCAUGACCAUGGUUUAAGAAAAUUUCUGAAAGACCUCACCAAUGUCAUAGAAGAAAGUGGUGCUCAAAGUAUCGUCAAAAGAACCCAAACAGUUGAAUCGACGAUGAAGUUUGACUUUCAGCCAAACAUGAGGCUUGUGCUGGUCUUACUUCUUUUGUUCGCUUUAGAACUGAAAAUGAUCGAAACAACCUUUGCAGCGUACGAUUUAUACUCCAGACUUUUUCAAAAUGAAACCGAUUUUCCAUUUUUGCUUCUCGAUGGAAUUCAAGUCUAUGCUUCAAAAGUCGUAAUCACCUGUAAUGGGGAGACAGCAGUUCAAGACAUCCUCAUUUCAUCUGAAAUUGGUCCGAAAGAAACCAACGCAGAACCCUCAUCUACCGACACAGAUGGACAGCUAUUCCGCAGCUUGGCUUACAAGGAGAAUGCACCCAGAAAUGCUUUCUUGGUGACUGGCAGAUCACCGGUCCUUCUAGAUAUAGGUGACCUCAAUGCCGCGAAGGAAAAGAUCUCACUUGCAGUUCUAGAUUGUUUUCAAAUGAAAUGUCUGGAAGGUGAAGCCAAGGGCAGCGCAACUCAAGUUAUCGUUGAUUUGACCCCAACAACGAGAUGCGGUAAUCACGAUAUCUUGUCAACUUACCAACAAAUCGAACUAUUGCCCCUAUGUUUAUCAGCAUAUCCGAACGAUGAAAUAGCUCACAAUGAGACCAUCUUUGAGAUGGAUACAGCGAUACGUCAGAGGGUUACACAGAGGACAUUUGGAGAUAAGCAAACGAGCUCUUUUUUGUUCAACAAAACUGCACUCAGUCUUCUCAGGCGUAAUGACCCAGGAAAACUGUCUUCAAUGGUACUACUGAAUGACAACCUUUCCUUGACGGUUCGUGAUCCUGAAAGGGUACGACUGACAUUGUCACGUAGCGAUAAAGGGCUCACACAAAGAAUUCAGCACGUCACAGCCAAAGCAUCACCUAUUCCCUUGGAAUGCUCGAAUAAUAGGCGACAGGCUUCUCUGACUGACGCUUGCGUUUUGCCAGACGUUAACCCCUCAGAAAAGCGAUAUCAGGUACCAAGCCAGAGGACAACUUUGUCAGAGGUCCCCUUAAACGACUUGACCGCGCUUGGUUGUAACAGUGACAGUCUCAUAGACGAGUGCCAAGUAACUGGAAAGUCGUCUCCACUUCACUGCGAGGAAGAUAAUGGCAAUUCCAAAUUACACGACCAACAAGAACUUUCAAGAACCUACACGGAUGACAGUGCCCUAGAGUGUCUCACAAUAAUCAGCGAGAUAACACGACAGAUCCUCGAAGAAGCUUCUGAUGAAGACUCUAGCGGUUCCUAUGACUCCUGCUAUCAAAGUGUAGGAGAUCAGGAAUACAAUUCCAGGGAAGAUGGGUCGAGUUUGAUGUGUUCUAAUGUCAAUGCAACAAGAUGUUUAGCUACUAACUGCCAAAGUCAAGUAGAACAAGAAAGGUUUUCAACUACUUCUCAACAUUUGACAGCGACUCCACAGGUAAAUUACCAUGGCGAAUGUCUUACAUUGACAGCUAAUGAUUGUAGCAUUGUUGGGGAAAGCCUGAGCAGCCAUGAGGAGGAAUCCAUGCUUAUUGAAGACGGUAAUGAGAUGUUAAGGGGAAAACGUUUGUUUGAAGAUCAUAGAAAAUCAAGACUUUCCUUUAUCACUGACAUUCACGAAAAAUUGAGGAAAAAGCAACUCAACUGUACCGAAGGGAAUUCAGUUCGUUCAGACAGUGCAGAUGGAAGUCAUUUGCCAACGCUGCAUUCAAGCCCUACACAUUAUGGUAGCGAUUGUAGUAAAUUGGAACUUCAACACCGUAGUCCAGAAACGCAAGCACAAAGCAAAACCGCCAUUACCGGGAAAAUUGGCUCCUAUGAAAAUAACCAAAUAGUUUGUUCACGUGUGGGCAAGAAAGAGACGACAGACGACAAACCGUUGGUGGUAAAUCAACUAACACAAGAUACUACCAUCACUAAUGUACAAGAUCGCAAUGACCUCGCAAUGCAACCUAAGUGCGAGCUUCUAGAGGAGGAAAGAAGCCGUUUGCCUAGAACGACGCCAGAAAAAGUAUACACCUCAACAGUUCCUAAUGAUGAGGAGAGUUUCACCUUUUUGAAAGGAAAUACGUGUCCUGAACAAAACAUCAAAUCAUCAAAACAUCAAAACAUCAAAGAAACCAACAGGGAAACCUUCGUACCUAACGUCGAGGCGCAAGAUGCUGUGGGGGUUGACAAAAGCCGGUCCGAUUCAACUGUUUCGGCUGACUCUAAAAUAAAUUUUCAACAAAGACGCUAUCUCCAAGAAGAGCAAAGGAAAAUGAAAAGUGGAAAACACCACUUAUCGGAGGGUAUUAAGGGGAUUAAGGUCGAAAUCAGAGAAAAUGAAACCGAUACACUGGAAAAGCAAGGUACUUCUUGUUCCGAUUUUGAUGAUAUGACGACAGAGAGAAUAUUCGAGCCACUUAUUAAAGACGUUUUACCCAACGGAACCAUGAACAAGGAUACCAGUAGAAGUCAAAAUAACGUGGUAGAUCUUCAAAGAGAGAAGGAUUCGGUGGACGGGCCCAAUUUAAGAGAGGAAAAUGAAACGCGAUCUUUGAACCAAAGCUUAAGAAAAGUAGUCCCAAUCGAUCUUUAUGGGCAGAUACAUUUUAAGUCACAAGCCACCUUCUCAAACCGCCAUGAAACUACCUCCAGAUCGAUGUCUUAUAUGGGCGAUGUUGUUGCUGACGGUGAAAGCCGUGACAACAAUCUCAAUAACGUUGAUACUGUGGAUGGACCAGCACUCACACAAAAUCCUCACAAAGAAUUUCAUGCCGGCGAGAAGUUAAAAACCAACCUAAAGUGCAUAAGUGUAACUUUAAGUAACGAAAACGGGUCACAUACAGAUAGAGAUGCGGUUUGCGAAUAUAGAUAUCCUCCUGUAACUGAGAGUAAGCUCUUUCAAUCUCACUCAAGCGAUGGAGGAGCAAGACCUAAACAGAGAUUAACAGAUAAUGCUAAAAGCCCCUUACCGUUGCCCAUCGUUAAAAAUCCACUGUCAGCUCACCAUGACCUCGAAAUCAUAAAUACGGGCCUAGAUCCUGUCUUUAUGGCACGCCACGUUAAAGAGAGUAGCCCAUUUCUUUCGUUUCACAACGGUGGCAACUAUAAUCGUGCUUCAUUAGACGGUCCGUGGGAGGAAGAUUACGAACAGGACUACUUUGUAUCUAAUGCUCAUGAUCAAUUCUUUAAAGCCAAAGGUCAGAAUUCAUACGACAAGGACGAGUUCAUUUCACACGAUAUAGCCAAUAGAUGUGAUAAGGGUGUUCCUGUAAAUAACGCCUCAGUAAUCAAAAACUUUAGUGUUCAUCAUGUAUCGCCACCUAACGGAGACGAAAAAGAAAGCUGGCAUUUCCCAUCCUCAGAGUCCUGUGAAGAUACGGUGCUGCAAAGUGAAUGCUUUUCCGAGAGAACAAACGAGUCAAAUCCAACAUCGCUUCCAAAAUCCUUUGAUGCUAACCGAGAGAAACUGUUCAGUGUGUGUGGAUCGGUGUGUGCUUACAAUGACAUGGAUUCAAUGGCAAAUGAAUACUCCAGUGGUGUGGGUAGGGACGAAUGUGAACAGUCACUACCAAUGAGAGUAAGCGAGUAUUCUUUGGCCUCUAGUCUUGGAUAUCUUCAAGAGAUUAUGGCCAAGACCAUCCGAAUUGUUGUCUCAAAUGCUACGCGCGCGAGGGAAACUGAAUAUGCAAACCAGUCAGUCGAAAAUACAGGCGUAGAAGAAACGGGUGAUAUGGGAGAAGGGGAAUCAGCCGUUACACAAAGCUUUCACGCGACGAACAGUCGAGGGGAAUCUAUCCCAUCAAAUGAGACGACCGUAGAAGCUGAGCGGCAACCCAUGGCGACACCUGUACAAGAAAGUCCGCGCCCUGUUUGCAGUCAUUAUCAACGCCGAUGCUUGGUUCGGUUCCCCUGCUGUGGAAAAUUCUUCCCUUGCCACCGCUGUCACAACGAGUCAGAUUGUAGUGAGGAUCAGGCGAGAGCAAUUAAUGCCACACACAUACGGUGCACUAUCUGCUAUCACGAACAAGAGAUCGACGAAAAUGGCCAGAGAUGUGGCGGCUGCAAUGCGAUCAUGUCUGAAUAUUUCUGCUCAACAUGUCGCCAUUACACGUCCGUCGAUAAAAAUCCGUUCCACUGCGAAAAAUGCGGUAUCUGUAGAAUCCAUAAAGACCGAUCGUUCCAUUGUGAUGUUUGUAACGUAUGCCUUGACAAACGUCUCGAAGGAAAACAUAAGUGCAGGCCCGAUUCUGGACACGAUGAAUGCUGUAUUUGUCUAGAGGACGCCUUUAGUGGGUGUCAAAUUCUCCCUUGCUCUCACAAGGUCCACAAGGACUGUGCCAUUGCAAUGAUACAAAACGGCGUCCGCAAAUGUCCAAUUUGCCGCCAUCCGCUAUUCGGUCAACUCCAAAACAGUACUCAAUAAGAAACCUUUUUAACCAAUCAUGUUUUCUUUAGCAAAAAUUACUCAGCUUUAGAAAUGACGAUAAAAAGUUUGAAGCGAGACUCUGAACGAUCUGAUUUUAAUGAUUCGUUGCAUGGUAAAUUUUCAGAAUAUAUCAAACACUAAAGUUGUUGGAAAUCUAGCGAUUUAUAAUUCAAUAAUAACUUCUUGAGUUUAGGUAAAGUUUAGUUGGACAAAGUCGGUCUAAAUUCAAAUAAUUCCUUUCCCUCACCCUCGGGGUUGAAGCUACUGCAAGGAACCGCUUAAACGAUGAAAACUACUUUGCUUUGCUGAUGUUAAGCAUCCAUUCAUUUUUUUUUUUUUUUAGAUUGGAUGUAGCUUCAUUGAUACUUGAGCUAUUUUUCACCAGUUAACAGCUUUUUAAACCAGGGGGUAUAAAGGAACGAUUAUACAUUCGUACAAGUAGAGAUCCUUGAUAAAAAAGAAAUAAAACGCAAAUAUGUGACUAGCUAAAAUUAUAGGCAAGAAACCAAAACUAGCAAACAAAUAUGUAACGGAUGAAAAACAAACAAACAAACAUUAGCUCAGUCUAAGCCGUCUAAGUAUCGUCACCUCUUUAUCAUGAUAAACCAGACUGUUUUGGAGUCACCGAAUGAUUUCGAGAAAACAUUGUGCAGCUGUAUAGGAGAAGACAAGUCCAUAUGAGCUGUUAUACACAUACUACAAGGAUUAAUUUCCUAUUAGCAGUGCUCAAGAAUGGAUUUUACAGAUACUGUAAUUAGAUUAAGAUUUGUCAACCGAGAAUGCAAAGCAAAAUGACUGAUUCUUGCAGAGGAUGAAAAUUACAGCGACAAACUGUUAUAACGACAAACUGUUUGUUCGGCUGAGGUUCAAUUCAAGUUCAUUAGAAAACUCGGUUGAGACAUGCUUUGAGUUUAAAGACCAGUGCCAGUCAAGGCAGGUACUUUUAAAGGUAAACGAUUGUAUUCUAAAGCGAGAACAUCAUGCUUGAGUUAUUUAGAACAAGGAAGAUUUCUCCUUUGUCAGUGAAGUCAGUUUGAAACCUACAAGAAGCUACAUCAUAAGUAUGGGAUCAUAGUUAUCAGGGUAGUCAAUGAGGACGUUGUAUUUUAGAAGUAAUGAAAAAAAGGGAGUCAGCAUGAAGCGACUUAAGCUUAACUUGAUGUAUAGGUGACCUCCUAAGGGACAAAUUUCGUUUUCAGGAGGAAAAAAAAAUUUCAACGAGAAAGAAGCGCAUCACACAACGUGAUUAAAACUGGGUAGUCUCCAAUAAACGCAAUAUAAAGGUACCCGUUCAAGAUCACAUGAAUGAAAAUUUUGUUUUAAGAAGGAAAAAAUUUUAUGAGCACUUUUUCUAUUAUGUAUUUUGAUAUUUUAUCAGCAAUGUUACUCUCCAACCACAGAACGUAUAAAACAGCGUGACAAUAAGUAAUCGUUGGCUUUACUAGGCGUUCCAGUACCCAUAUAAGAAUUGCGUGAGUUCCAUUUUGUUUGGGAAAAACCAUUCUAUGAACGCUAUCAUUAUAUUACUAGUAAUUAAACAGUAUAUUAACCAGCAUGAAAAAUUGACAAACAGCCUCAAAAUAGACGCAAAGCAUUGGUAAACUUUAAUGAAAAGCAUGAGUGAAAUUUCGUUUUAAGAAGGAACAAAUUUCAUGAGCGCUUUUUGAAUUCGCCAAAAUGUAUUUUUUCGGCAGCGUUACUCUCUAAGCGCGGAACGUAAUAAGCACGGUAAUAAGUAAUCGAAGGCUUUGUUCGACGUUUCAGUCACCGUAUAAGAAUUGCCUGAGUUCAAUUUUGUUUGAGAAGAGCUAUUAUAUGAACGCUAUCAUCAUAUUACUAGUUUUUAAACAGUUUAUUACCCGGAAUGAUAAAUAAACAAAUAGCCUCAAAAUAGACGCAAAGUAUAGGAAAACUUUUAUGAAAAGCGUAUGUGAAAUUUCGUUUUGAGAAGGAACAAAUUUUAUGAGCGCUGAUUUUCAGUACCUAAUUUUUUAGCAAAACCAUUCUGUAUAUAGACUGUGCAUGGUGCGAUAGCGUGAAUGAAAUUUCGAUUUGAGAAGGAACAAAUUUUAGGAGCGCUUAUUUUUAGUACAACUAAUUUUUGUGCAAAACCAUUUUAUAUCUAGACUGCGGGGUAUGAUAACGUGAAUGAAAUUUCGUUUUAAGAAGGGACAAAUUUUAUGAGCGCUGAUUUUUAGUACUACCAAUUUAUCAGCAAAACCAUUCUGUAUCUAGACUGUGCGUGGUACGAUAGCGUGAAUGAAAUUUCGUUUUGAGAAGGAACAAAUUUUAUGAGCGCUGAUUUUUAGUACAACUAAUUUUUCAGCAAAACCAUUCUGUAUCUAGACUGUGUGUGGUACGAUAGCGUGAAUGGGAUUUCGUUUUAAGGAGGAACAAAUUUUAUGUACUCUGAUUUUUAGCACAACUAAUUUUUCAGCAAACUAUUCUUCAUCUAGACUGCGCGCGGCAAGAUGGCGUGAAUGGAAUUUCGUUUUAAGAAGGAACAAAUUUUAUGAGCGCAUUUUGUAUUUGCUGAAAUAUAUUUAUUCGGCAGUUACUCUCUAAGCACGGUAUGCAUUAUAAAAUCAGCAUGGCUUUAUUCGGCGUUUCAAUAACCGUAUAAGAAUUGCGUGAGUACAAUUUUGUUUGAGAAGAACCAUUUUAGGAACGCUAUCAAUAUUUUACCAGUAAUUAAAGGGUGUAUUACCCGGCAAGGUAAAUAGACAAAUAACCUCAAAAUAGACGCAAACCCUAGGUAAACCUAAUGAAAAGCGUGAGUGAAAUUUCGUUCGAAGAAGAACAAAUUUUAGGUGCGCCCAUUUUUAGUACAACUUUUUUUAUAGCAAAAGUAUCUGCAUGUAGACCGCGCGUGGUAAAAAAGAAUCGAAGGCUUUACUAGAUAUUUCAGACACAACUAAAGAGUCGCGUGAGUAAUUAGGAAAUGUGUUACCCGGCUUGACUGAAAAUGAUUGAGUAGCCUUGAAAGUGCACGCACACUUACUCGAUGAAUACGCAACGUAUCUGUCAGUGUAGUAAUCGUUAGCAUUAUUUGGCGUUUCAGUUUCGGUAUAAUAGUAGCAUGAGUUCAAGUUAGGGAUGCUAUCAUGAUUUUACUAUGUAUCAAAGAAGGUUUUAAAAGAGCGUUGGUGAAAUUUCGUUUCGAGAAGAAACACAUUUACGAUCGCUACCCGAAUUGUCUUUUUUAGUUAGCUAGUAUUUGUCUUUUUUUAUUGUACAUGGUUUAAGGCUGAAAACCUCUUUUGGGUUACCCUAUAACGUUCUAACUUAGUGUCGCCACCGGAGGCUGAAUGGAUAACAAGAAAAGACAAUUAUUCACAGUAACCUGUGGUUUUGCAUGAAUGCUAUUUAGCAGAGAAAGUUGUUGGAGCAUUUAAUCAGUUAGCUAGACUGCUCUGUAAGAACGUGCAUUCACUUUCCUUCUUCCAAUAAACUUACAAAUCACUCAACAA
Stylophora pistillata is the source of this 10683-nucleotide messenger RNA. RefSeq lists its product as uncharacterized. NCBI's taxonomy places the organism in Eukaryota, Metazoa, Cnidaria, Anthozoa, Scleractinia, Pocilloporidae. Gene Ontology annotation, molecular function: protein binding; ubiquitin protein ligase activity; zinc ion binding. Gene Ontology annotation, biological process: ubiquitin-dependent protein catabolic process; protein ubiquitination. The record is from RefSeq and is a predicted model, not a curated record. Gene Ontology annotation, cellular component: nucleus.